Messenger RNA from Phytophthora sojae, 1596 nucleotides. RefSeq lists its product as hypothetical. NCBI's taxonomy places the organism in Eukaryota, Oomycota, Peronosporomycetes, Peronosporales, Peronosporaceae. Bases 1 to 1596 code for a protein of 531 amino acids. The record is from RefSeq and is a predicted model, not a curated record. Gene Ontology annotation, molecular function: pyridoxal phosphate binding; cystathionine gamma-synthase activity. Gene Ontology annotation, biological process: transsulfuration. The transcript has a single exon.
AUGUCGCCUCUGACGCCGCAGCCGCUGGGCACGUCGCUACCGCCGCAGGACACGCACGCCAUAUCCGUGUCCAUGCCGGACUGGAAGCACGUCGUGGGCUACGAGGAGGGUAAGCCGGAGGUGUUGGGCGCCAUGGCCUGCGGCUACCCGCGCUUCUUCCGCCACCCGCUGGUGGUGGCGCUCACCGCCCAAGUGCAGACUCAGCUGUUCCCCGAGGAUGACGAGGACGCGUGGGAGCUCAUGCCGGUACCGACCUCCGCCGCAGCCGAGCGCCUGCGACACUUCCUAGUGGCCAGCCAUUCCGGUGUCGAAAACGCUGUCAAAAACGACGAGGUCUCGGUGCACCUUGUCAAAAACGCCGUGCACGUCGUGCGCUUCCCGCGCCGCCUCGGCAAGACGGCGUCGCAGUUCUGGCAGCACUCGGGGGAGAUCGUGUCCUCGCGCCACGCCGAGCGGCUGCUGCAGCUGCUCAAGGGCGAUGACGAUGUCGAAAUUCCGGCGUUGGGACACACGGACAGCCACUUGGCGCUUCGAAAGCGCGUCGCGGGGCUCUACUUGCCCUCUGCUGACCCGUCCAAAGUGGCUCUGUACCCCACGGGCAUGGGGGCCAUCUUCGCCACGGUGAGGCUGCUGCAGAAGUUCCGUGGCCCGGACUACAAGAGCAUCUUGGUGGGCUUCCCGUACGUCGACACGCUCAAGAUCCUGAGCAGGAAGGAGUGGUGCGCGCGUGGCGUGCACUUCUUCCCGACGUGCGGGGAGAAGGAGAUGCAGGAGGUGGAGGCUAUCGUGGCCAAGGAGAAGGCGCUUGGCAUCUGGGCCGAGUUCCCGGGCAACCCGCUGCUGUCCAUGCCCGACUUGAAGCGACUGGCCAAGUGUGCCCACGACAAUGGUACUGUGUUGGUGGUGGACGACACUAUGGGGUCGUACAACGUGAACACGAUGAAGCACGGCUGCGCCGACCUGGUGGUCACGAGUCUGUCGAAGAUUUUCGGCGGCACGGGCAACGUCAUGGGGGGCAGUGUGGUGCUGAACCCAGACAGCCCCAAGUUCGAGGAGCUGGAGGCCAUUUUCGACCCUGAAGGAGACUCGUUUGCGGUGGAGGACGAUGUGAAGGAGCUGCUGGAGCAGUCGAAGGACCUGGCGCAACGUCUCGCGAAGACCAACGCGACCACUGCUGAGAUUGUGGACAGACUGCUGAAGCACCCACUUGUGAAGGAAGUGUACUACCCCACGCAGGGCGACGCCAAGAACCUGUACGAUCCGUUCCUGAACCCGUCCGAGGACAAGGACAAGCCUCGUUAUGGGCCGGUGUUCUCGAUCCUGCUGCAGGGCGGACUCGAGCCGGCCACGGCAUUCUACAACGCCUUGACGAGUGCCAAGGGCCCGAGCCUCGGCACCAACUUCACGCUUAGCUGCCCGUACACGUUGCUUGCUCACUAUGGGGAACUGGAUUUCGUGGAGUCUUGUGGUGUCGACCGCUACCUGAUUCGCAUUUCGAUCGGCCAGGAGGACAUUGAGGUGAUCUGGGCCGACUUUGAGCAGGCCUUCGCCGCUGCCAGCGCCUUCAUCGCGCUGGAGUCGUCAGCCUCCAAGUAA